UUUAUCAAGGAGCUUUUAUUUGGUUUAUUAGGAGGGCUAUGAUUGUUUUUUGCUUAUUAGUGCCUGAGAUAGUGAGAUACAUAUGAGUUGUUCUCAUAUGAAAACUGUGAUGGUCAACGAUAAGGCGAAGGUGCGUCGUAAUUCAACCGAUAUUGGAUUGGAUUUUCACUAUUGACGUUGAAUUUUCCCAAAUUCGUCAUUGCCGUGAUAAAGCAACGAAGAAAAUUUCGGCAUUUCUACUCAUUUACAAAAGUAUCUCAAGUUGCUUUAAAAAUGAAGCAUGUAAUAAUUGUUGGUGCAGGAGCAUCUGGGUUGGCUGCAGCCUCAAGGCUUGUUGAGAAUGGUUUGAGCACCACAAAUAUUACAAUCUUAGAAGCUCAGAAUCACAUUGGAGGAAGAGUGCAUACAGUUACAAAUGAUGGAAAUCCAUUGGAAAUCGGGGCACAAUGGGUACAUGGUCAAAAAGGAAAUGUUGUGUUUGAAAUUGCUGAAUCAGCUCAUGAGCUUAAUACCGACAUCCAAACUUUAGAAUCUAGUGGAUUUGCCGAAAAUGUGGUGUUUGGAUUUGAAGACUACAAAUUGAAUAAAGAACAAGUUCAACAAUUUAUGCAAACAGUAGAUUCACUUGAAGAGAUUUCUAAAAGUGAGUUGUCUGGAUGGAACAAGUCUUUGGGAGAAUAUUUCGAAGAAAAGUUCAACGAACUUAUUCUUUCUAAAUGUUCUCACUCUGAGUUUGAUCGAUCUACUGCAUUAGCCUUUCUCGAUUGGUACCAUAUAAUGGAAAAUGUGAUUGAUGGAGCAGAUAACUGGAAAGAAACGUGCGGUUCCGGCCAUUUACAUUACAAAGAAUGUUCUGGAGAUCCCUUAGUUACAUGGAAGCGAGGAUACAGUACUCUUUUCAAAAUUUUAAUGAAAAAUCUAUCGAAAUCGCACAGUGACCAGCAGCUACCUCUUUCUGAUCGUAUAUUUCUUAACAAGGCUGUGACAAGUAUCGAUUGGGAUAGUGAGGCUACAUCAGAAAAACAAAUUCAAGUUACCUGUGAAGAUGGAUCUCUCUACCCAGCCGAUUUUGUUCUAGUCACUGCUUCCCUUGGAUUUCUAAAAUCUAAUAUGCAUAGCCUAUUUAUUCCCGCUUUGCCACCUUAUAAAAAGAGAGCCAUUCAGGGUCUCGGCUUUGGGACUGUUGACAAAAUAUUCAUCAAGUUUGAGAAACCCUGGUGGACAACAGACUGGGGAGGGAUCUCUCUUUUACGCCAGCGUUCACAAGAAGCUGACAGCCAUUGGUCAGAUCAUUUAUUGGGUUUUUACACGGUGCGUCUUCAUCCGAAUAUGCUCAUAGCCUGGAUUACAGGAAAAGCUGCUCGCCAAGUAGAGUCAUUACCAGAGAAUGAAAUUCUUAAGGUCUGCUCGGACCUUUUAAGGAAAUACAUAGGGGCGGAUUUCCCUUUCACAGAACCCGUCGGAUUGAUUCUCUCCAAAUGGUUUAGCAAUCCUUUUACGGUUGGCUCGUACAGUUACCGGUCGAUGGAAUCCAAAGAGAUGAACGUUUGGGCAGCAGACCUUGCUCUACCGGUAUACGAUUCCAAUGGUUUUCCUCGCUUGUUCUUCGCUGGUGAAGCUACACACGACCACUUCUAUAGUACUACACAUGGAGCAAUAGAAACCGGAUGGAGAGAAGCCGAUCGUAUUGCCAAAUACUGUAUCGGUUUUCACAACGCAAAACUGUAAGGUAUUUUUGUUAUCUUUCCCAAGAUUAUAUUAGCUAUUGAAUUUAAAUGUAACCCCUCACCGAAAGUUCGCAUUAAAGAAAAUUGAAAGAAAAGAUUGUUGAUCUAUUUGCGUCAGUGCAAAUUUAUUAGAAAUAGAAAAUCAUAGUAAAACUGUAAAAGUUUGUUUAAAUUCCUUUCAUUAAAAAUUAUCUAAAAUUUUUUAUGAAAAGAGUACUAACUCUAGUAGAAAAAUAGCGCGAAUAAUCCUUCUUUAAAUUCGUUUUCAACAAUCAAAUCGAUUACUAUUUUAAGAAACUAACGUUCUAAACAUGGGGAGAGAACACCUCGCGCAGUUUUCCCAAAAUUCCGUGCACGUGCUUGUGUUCAUUUCCUUCAUGCAAAUCAGGCGAAAUCUUGUGCUCCAAAUUCUCCUCUUCUUUCUUGCUAGUUGGUAAGGUAAUAUUUUCAGGAUCAUCUGUGUAAAGAUCAAAAUGAGAUAUUAUAAAGCAUGCAAAUGAACAUUAAUCAUUCAUUCAAUGAAAUUCACAUGUAAAACUUAGUCGCAAUAUGGGCCAACUGUAGAGAAAUAUGGCAUAGGUAUAGGAAAAUAGUAAGGGAACACUCCAGAAUUCUCAUCACCAUAUCGCAGCGUUGCCGAUGGUUCCUCCUCCUCUUCCGCUUCUUCUUCUUCAUCGUCGUUAUCAUCGUCGUCUUCAUCGUCGUCUUCAUCCUCCCAUGAUGUUUUUUCUCGUUUCGCCAUCUCAUCCUCUAAUUUCUUCACCAAAGAUUUUUCCUGUCUCCGUCGGUGUUUUACGUUCUUCUUUGCCAACAAGUAGUAGUCACGCUCGUUAAGCGAAUCUUCUUUCGAAAUUCUUGGAUCAAGAAUUACUUUGCCAACUUGUCCAUGCUCUUGUACGUGCUGCAGUGCUUCAUUAAACUAAUCAUAUGUAAA
Daphnia pulicaria is the source of this 2661-nucleotide messenger RNA. RefSeq names its product peroxisomal N(1)-acetyl-spermine/spermidine oxidase-like. The transcript has 6 exons. The record is from RefSeq and is a predicted model, not a curated record. NCBI's taxonomy places the organism in Eukaryota, Metazoa, Arthropoda, Branchiopoda, Diplostraca, Daphniidae. Gene Ontology annotation, molecular function: polyamine oxidase activity. The coding region runs from base 274 to 1728 and encodes 484 amino acids.